Messenger RNA from Xyrichtys novacula (pearly razorfish), 21258 nucleotides. The record is from the annotation of a GenBank genome assembly. NCBI's taxonomy places the organism in Eukaryota, Metazoa, Chordata, Actinopteri, Labriformes, Labridae.
UGGGAUAAGGUAAGGGGAUCAAGAUGGGUUUCUUUCUUACUUCUUGUCCAUCUCUUUCUCUCAGUCACAAGAGAUUAUGUGCCAGUAAGAAAGGCAUCAAUGCCAAAGACAACCAGAUCACGCCAACAGAUAAAAAGUUGUUACACCAUUUAUUAUUAUGAACUUCACUUCACUUGCAUGUGAUUUAUUAUUUAUUUUUGGGGCUCUGCUGUUUUAUUUUAAAAUUGAUUUGCUUCUUUGGGAGGUGAAUCUGUUCUCGUUGUAUUAAGAAGACUAGCAGUUGUUCCCAACAAGGACUAAUCCACAACAAGAGACCUCUAGCUGUGUGUUUGUUGUGUCUACUGAGCAAGCCAACAGAUUAAGUUGCUUUUGCAUUGUGUUGCUUUGUUCCCUGAAAGGUCACAGUGACUUCUUUUGAGUCUUGUGUUUUGCUGUUUUCUGUUAUUAUUCUUUUAUCCAAAGGGCAUGCCACGGGACCACUCAGGCUCAUGUGGAUAUCUCACCCACUACAAUGGCUUACUGCAGCAGUUGCUUUAAUCUGUUGUUCCUGUUUUCCACAGUCAUGCCAGUCCUCUUAUGAGUGGUACUACAAAACUGGUCCAAGUUACCCGAUUUGGAGCUCAUGUGCCGCCAUGGGAAACAUGUUAAUUCUUAUCCCAAGUUGGCCAUGUAUGGACUGAAUUGGCUCUCUGCAGUGCCAGUACAACUGACUCUCUUCUGUCUAAGACAUAGGUAACCCAAUGAGUCAGGAUCUCAUGCCAUUAAAUGCUUUCACUGGGUCUCACUGGGUCUCACUGGGUUGCAUUGCUGCAGUAUCCCAGUAUCCUAUAUCCUAUUGCUAUUGUACGCAAAUUGAAAUCUCUUGUUUUUUGCUGUCUUAUACGGUUGUUAUGAUGAAAGACAAAGUUCAUGGUUAUGGUUAGGAAAUUACAUCAUGGGUAAGGGAAAACAUUCACCUGUUUACACAGUCUUGAACCCUGAUUACCUGACUUUAGGUCCAGAGUUGUUUGGGUUGGUUGGAACAAGACUUUUUAAUUUCUACUACAGCACUAAGACCAGGUUUCCCAAGUUGCCAUGAAUGUAUUGACAUUACUGUUAACUGAAUGGGUUCUACGUCUCUCACAGUUUUAAAGGGAUAACUUGUGCAGCAGCAGGAGACUGCACAACAAAUGGUCCGUAUUUGGCAGCUUUGGUAUUACACUAGGCUUACUGGCUUAACUCUUGGCAUGCUCUAACAAAAGACAUUCAGCAGGAUACCCAUAAACACGCAAAUCUUGCAUCGGGGGUGUCAACUCUCUCAGCCCCUUUUUCGAGAAACAGCUCAGCUAUCAACCAAACAACUCUGUUAUGUUACCAGCCAGCUCGACUUUUGCCCAAUUCAACGAAAGAGCUGAGCCAGGUGGUGUUCCCUAUGGGUAAUACCUUUGAGUACCUCCCAGAACAUCACUUCAAAAGUAACUGUCCCUUUAAGGGCAAAAUGUAGCUGUGUUUACAGAGACAUAUGGGUGCUUUUGUUAGUUUCCUCAGGCUCAAAUGAGACAUUGUUACAAAAGUCAAGAAGUCCAGUUUGAGCCAGAGUCCUUUGUGUGAACAAAGCCUGACAUGGAACCAUCAAAACCACCCAAAAGUGUGACCCAUAGGAUCAAUCGUAUGACUUAAUCUCAGUUAAUAAAGGUAUAGCCCAUUUAAGGACAUGGCAAGGCCACUAAAACCAUUGGGCCAGACUGAAAGUGAGGGUUGGUAUAGUCUGUUACCUUGACCUGGGAACUAUCUAUAAACCUUGUUUUUUGUCAGUGCUAUUAAGUGUUAUAGAACAAAGGUUUUCAUACAGUAUAUGUUGGUUCUCAUGGUUCAUACCUUGACAUAGAGGGAGAUCUCGUAGUCCUGGUCAGGGGGUGUUUUGCAGUUCUGGCGCAAAGGAGGCCGAGGGCUCUCCACCAUCUUGCGGGUCACCAGUUUUGCAUCCUCACCCUUCUCCUCUGUCACCUCGUCCGGCUUAGGCGUAUACGACUGGCCAUCCUCCAGCAGCACCACUCGUUUUUUCUUUGCCUGCUCAUCCCUCUUUUUGGUUCUGGUCAGGGUUUCGUCUUUGAUCACUGACUUAAGCUCCUUUAUCCAGUCCAUCUUCCUCCCUGGACUCUUCCUAUCUGGCGAUUUUGCUGCCUCUCUUACUGCUUCUCUCAGCGCCUCUCUUGCCAGUUCCUUUCUUCCUCUCUCAGCUUGCCAGGCGUCUUUCUUCACAGGCCUCAAUUCUUUUCUCCAGUCUUUGACCUUUGUUACUCUCUCUUCUUUGGGUUGGUCUUUUUUAAUCCAGUCAGUAUCUUUUCUCCUGGCUGAUAGCACUUUUGGUGCCUCCAGUUCCUCUCUUCUUGGCGGCUGCUGCUCAGGACACAAGACCCCAUUCUCCAUUUUUUGUUUCAGUCCUUUGACUCUUCCAUUUAUAUCCAACUCUGACUGCCUGAUGUCAGCUUUUGCUUCUUGGUCCAUUUCUAACUGAUCUUUUUUAUUUGUCUGCUUCUCGUCAUCCUCUGUUUUAUCUUUUACCUCGACUUUGGUGUCCUCAGAAAGGACAGGUAUGGCAGGAGGCCUUUGUUGUUCAAUUUCUUUACUCAUACCAUCCUCCAACUCUUCAACCUCAUCAUCCAAAAUAGUCACGGGCUCCUCUGCAAACCCAACACCUUCCUCUGCUUUUUGCUCUGCUCCUCUUCCUUUUUCAUCUUCAACAUGGGCCCUAUCUCUUAAAACUUCCAUCAGGUUAUCUUUCCAUUCUGCUCCCGUUUCUUUGGGAGACGAGGGAUGCUCUUGCGGAUCAUCUUCUCCCUCUGUGGAUGAGAUAAUUUCCUCUGACAGGACGUCAUCCUCAAUUAUCUCAGGUUCAUCAUCGAUGUCUUCCUCCAGCUCAAAGGCCUCCUCCACGUGUUCAAAUUCCUCAUCCUCCUCUGUGUCCAGUGUUGCCUCGACAUGCUGCUGCACUUGAUCGGAAAGAUCUGCCUUAACCUGAGCAACCCUUUCUGGGUAUUCAUCCUCACUGGAUGACUUUCUAAGAUGAUCUCCUGUCUUUCUGUCCUCAUCCUUACUUUGCCUCUCCCGGACAAUAAUUGCCAGAGCACUAAUCCCAACCUGUCGCAAAUGCUCUUCCUCGUGUUCCCUCUUGUUGAGCUCUACCAUCCUCGGUUUUUCUAUCUCAACCUCCUUCAGCAUCUUUUCGUCAAUAACCUGGUCUGAUUUCCCUGCCCUCUGAAUUUCUUUGCUCCUUAUGUCAAAUACAUCUUCAGAAGGAGACAUUACCCUUUCAGUAAUCUUCUUGGUUCCCUGAUGUUGAACUUUUGCCUCUUUGUGAACUUCCUUUUGCUUAGUGAUGUUACUACUAAUGGACUCCACUGCUUGUUUGCCAAAUUUUGAGCUGUCUUUGACAUCAAUGUUUUUAAUUUUGUCUUCAUUCUCCCUGAUAAGUCUAUUAGCCUGAUUGAACGCACCUUUAUUUACGCCAGUUGUUUGAAAGGGUUUGCCAUUGUUGUGAGCAACUGAGGCUUGGCGUGCUUCUUCUGGAAUACUGACCUCCUGAAUUCUCCUUAUGGGAACAGGACUAAUAACUUUCUCUGUGGGUUUACCACUAGUGGGUCGACCAACCACUUUUGUCUUGUCUGUGUCAUAGGUAGAUAAUGGUUUAGCCUCUCCUGACUCUUUAACAACAGGCACUCUGUCCCGAACAUGUCCUGCAACGUCAGCUCUCGACACUACCUGAUUUUCCUUUAACCCACUUCCUCUAUCGUUUUUCUUCCCCCAUUUUAUCCUGAUUUCUGGACUUGCUGCAUAUGCCUCUUGUACUAUUUCUCCAUCCUCCCUGUUAUCGUCAUCAUCUUCUCUGCUGUCUAAUAUCUGAACUCGACCUUUCUUAACUGUGAUCAGCGGUGAAAAGUGAAGUCGAUUCACAACUGCUGUUUGUGUGUCUUUAGGUCUUGCCUCAGCGGCUCUCACUCUUGUCUGAUCAUCUAUCAAAUCAAGCUCUUCAAGUGCAACUUCCAGUCCUUCCUCUCCAUUUUCUUCUGGACUUUGAGCUCUUGCCUCAGCCUCUCUCCUUACUCCGUUUGAUAACAAGGCUACUGAGAUAAUCCUCCUGUCAUCUAUGCUCUCAUCAACUUCCUGUGCCUCUCCUGCUUCUUCCAUCAUCAAAACAUCCUCCCCUACCUCCUCGGCUACUUCCACCUCAUCAUCUUCCUCUUCUGCCUCUUCUACAUCUCUUCCCCUCUGAAAAUCCAUGUGUUGAUGAAUACUUAGUGGGCUAUGGUAAACAGCUCCUUUCGAGAAUGCCGGGUUUGGACGAGAGCCUGAAUGAGCCAUCUCAAAGUUUUGGGAAAAUGACUUGACACUUACUCAGGGUUGGUUCGUGCCAGGAUACGUUUGUGAGUCCACAAGAUACUUUGUUUGUGGAAUCGGUCUGGUAGUCCAGUAUUCGGAGAUACUGAUGCCAAGACUGCAGAAAUUUCCAGUUUCGAGACCAGGUCCAAAAAGCAAACUAUGUUUAAGCUCCACAAAGAUUCAAAAAAGUCCUUUUAAUGUUUGAAGGCUAGGAAUCAAGUGUCUCAAAUUCCACAAGACUGCUCAAAUCCUUGAAUAACUCUGAAGUUCCUCUAUGGAGGAUGGUUGUUGUAAAAGUCCUGAUCUCCACAGUGGCACCAAAGUUGAUCUAAGAAGAGUUCUGAACUUUGUGAAAGACCGAAAACGGGCUCCAAAUGUAUUGGUUUCCAAAAAUAAAUUCCAGAUGCGAGAAAUUUACAUCUCAAGAUCAGCAGACAGUUUAUAAUUCAUGGAUGUAAUCAAGUUGAGGCUUAAAGUAAACACUUCUUUUGCUCUUUGCCUGCAGCUACUGGUCUCUGGUCUGGAAUUAGUACUGCACCUUAAGCAGAGUUAGACAUUGAUAAAUACAAUUUACCUCUCUCUCUCUCUCUCUCUCUCUCUCUCUCUCUCUCUCUCUCUCUCUUUCUCUCUCCCCAGAGGAUUAUGUGGAUGCUGAUCCCCACAUGACCUGGAGCUUAAACCCCUCUGCCACCCAGGGACUAGCACCACUUGAGGUGAAGUUCCCAACCACACACACACACACACGCACGCACGCACGCACGCACGCACGCACGCACGCACGCACGCACACACACACACACACACACACACACUUCUAUAACAUAAGUGAUUUGUAUGGCACUUCCCUGUUGCUCACUGGCAGCACUUGCAGGACCAAAAGGACAAUCAUCUAAAUAUUACGUUGUUUUUUUUUUUUUUUGUGCAGUGACUGUGACCAGAUCUCUCUGCUUAAACACCCGCUGAACACACUUUAUAUUCCAUACAUUAGUUCACAUUGACUAAUGCAUAACAGUCCUAUAACCUGCACCUGCCACAGGAGGGCAGACUUCAGAUAAUAUCUUGAAAACAAGAUGGGCAUGCCCAGCCUGAUCUUCAUGCUGCAAUAAUACAUAUAAACAAUUUUUGUUUUUUUGCAAAGUGAAUCUUGACUAUUACUUACUUGAAAUGUUUAUCAUACUUUUUAAUUAUCAAUAAUGUGUUAUAGGAGCUAUAAAAAAUACCAUAGUGAAAAUAACACUUAGCACAUUUCCAGCUAACUAUUUUAAUUCAAUUUAGUAGAUAAUGGAGACGUCUUAUUUUCUGUGUUCAGAGACCUAAAUAUAUGUAUAAAAAAAAGGUCAGAUAAAAUGCAAUGCAUUUCCAAACAUGACAAAUGAUGUUGCGUUCACGUACACCUCGAAGUCUACCUUAGGAAGGCUUUCUUCUUCUUCAGUGUCUUCAAAGGAUCUUCAAAGGAUCCAUAAUAAAAUUGAGAAAUUUCGCUUGGCAUUGAAUCAUUUAAUGUCUAAUAAGAAAUAGGUUAACAUUCAAUUUCAGUACAAUAAAAUUUUAUGUUAAGUUGGGUACAUUUUAAUAGAAAAUAAGGCCCACAUCAAAGAAAAAGUUGUAGUUUUUUUCCCCAGAGAUUACAAGUGAAGUCAUUUUAAAACAUUUCAUAAUACGAUGGCCUUAGUAUCGUAACCAUAGACUGUAUAUAGAAUGGACAGAGUCUGCCUCCUCGCUGGGUGAGGCCACUCCGAGAACAGCAUCCUCUGUUGGCGGGCUGCAGUAUAGGUCAUAAAUCCCGCCUCUGCCAGCAAAGCUUGUGGAGCUGUGGACAAACUUUUGAAAUUUUAAGUUUUUUGUUGUUCCUCUUCUUAAUUCAUGGGAUACGUGUUUUUUUUAUAGACCGAUGUUGAGUUCUGAACGUAAAACAACACCGCACUCCAUUUUGAUUCGUUUUUUCCUACAGUACGUGAACGCAACGACUUUGCUCCACCGGAAAUGCAUAACGGCUGGUUCGCACGUCAUCUCCUUUAUCCUCUGCGCAAUGCUAACAGAAUCGUACAAGAGGCUUUAUUUAUGUAAAUACUAGAGAAAAUUGUGCCGUGAAAUGUUAAGCCUUUACCAGCAGCCUAACGAAAGCCUAAUAUAGUGAACUGUCGAGGAAAACUAUACACGGAAUAUCUGGAGUUUCGCUUGUUUAGGGUCGGCUCGGUUAGCAUAACUUGUUAGCCAGCUUAGAGGAGCUAAUACACUGAAGAGGUUUUAUCUCUGUUGGCUGUUUGGAGGAGAAAGUCUUUGAAAACGAAGCUGAACAUCGUUUUAGGAUGAAAUAACCUCCACAGCUGUCUUGGUAAGCAUGACAAGAGCGCAUGUCUGCGUUAGGCUCAUGAGUCGUGCUUGACAUGACAGCAUGUACGAUGGGCGUCAGCUGAGCCCCACUAUUUAUGUUUGUGUGUGUGUGUGCUUUGCUGAAAAGAUUUUAUUUUUGUGUGUUUUUACAGAGUAUUGUGAGGAAAUUAAACUUGAAUCGUGAUGCAGAAGCAAGCGGAGAAUGGAGGCGGAACGGAGGCGACUGUAGAUGUGAAGUUCACGGAUUUACCCAACGCCCUGAUCGCCUGUAAAGUACCUGAGGAUUUGUUUGAUGAAGGCAGUCUGAAGGUAAGACCUGAACAUUUACUGUCACUUCUCACUCACAGUGAAUUAUUUAUUCAUAAUGGAGUUAUAAUCAGACUUAUGCCAAGCAAAGACAGGGUUUCUGUUGCUAUUCUAUCAACCAGCCUUUAUUCUAGCGUUUACUUACGAAUUUAUAGCCAGCACCAUCAGGAAAUACUAAAACUAUGACAUGCGUCACUACCUGAAACGACAGAACUGAUGUAGAACACAUUUAAAGAAUAGGGCCAGAUCGAUAUGGAUAUUUUGGGGCCCAUGCCGAUACCGAUUAUUGGGGGAGUCCGAUUACCGAUUAAUGGUCCGAUUUUUUUCUUUUAUUUUUUAUGAAGUUAUAAAAAUAUAUACACACUGUAGAUAUCUACAGUAUACUUUAUACUACAUUAUACUAUAUACUGUAGAUAUACUGUAGGCUACUGCUCUUCACGCCUACAGGAAGACCGACUGAUCAAACUCGGACCCCUGAAAAUAUCGGCGAAAAUCGACAAGUAUUGGCCGAUUACCGAUUAGUCUCAAACGGGCUAAAAUUGGCCGAUUUAAUCGUCUCGCCGAUAAAUCGGUCGGGCCCUAAUAAAGAAACAGGGUUGCAAAUCAGCCAUGGCUAAAGCAUGUAUCUACUUUGUUUACAGUUUUGAAGCAAUGUCUUUAAAUACAUAACGCUCCACCAGUUUGGGAGGGUAGGCGUCAGCCCAGCUGCUGGUGAGGCAGCCUGUUUUUACAUUAUUCACACACAAUAUUCACAGAUAAAUAACAAACUUGACUGUCAGGAGACUGAAAUUGACACAAACCAAAAGUUCUUCUCACAAGCUUUAAAGAAGAAUUAAUGAAAAGAUGUCUUCAACUUUAUACCUGGUUAGUUAUAGUCAUGUCAAUAGAUGACAUGCUUCUGUGUUUUGGAUUCACUCCUCCCACUUCUCUGCUGUUGGAUUUUCAUGUUUAUGACUCUAGCUUUACAGCUUCUCUCACUAUCUAAUGUAUUGGCUGAAAAAGCAUAUUCCUGCUGCUUUAAUAUGAGUGUCCUGCUGCACUCAGGGUACCCCUGUUUUCUGUUGCUGUGGUGAUCAGUAAAUGCAAUGUGAUGCAAGUAAAUAAAUCAUGCUUGUUAAACUCUUUGCGUCUAAUAGAGACUUGCAUUUAUAAUGCACAUUAUUUGGAGGGGAUUGUCUUUUGUUAUUGUUAUAAAAUCAAGAUAAACUUUGCAGACAGCCUUAAAAGUUGGUAAAUAACACUGAAGCAUGCUUCUCCAGCACCAGAGCUGUAUCUAUGGCUUGUUAAUCCAACUAAUGACUGCUCAAACAAGCUGUGACUCACCCAUUAUUCAAGUGGAUCAUUGCACAAUUCAAUAUAAGUAGUUUCUGCUCUUCAGAGGCUGGUUUCUAAUCCAUGAGGCAGCUGUAUUUAGAUUUGAAAACAAUCAUAAAUAGCAGGGAAUCUUUUUCACACAUUUUGUUUUGUUGCAGUCUAAUGCAUGGAGGUACAGAGCUGGCUUUCUGUGGGUUGAGAGGCACUUUUCCACCACUAGAUGGAGUUACCAGUCUAAUAAUAUUCUUUGGAAACGACAGGCUUGACAGCUUAAGUAGUCACGUCCUGCCUCCUUAGUCAUCCCGAGUUAUUUAAUGUCUAAACUUGAAUAGCAUCAGUUUAAUUUUACUCCAGUGGAUGAGCCACAGGAGUGAAAUCGUCAGCCAUCACUGGGAAGUUUCCAAUAAUAUUCAGCUGUCAUUUUCUCCCAGUCUUGUGUAACACUCACCCUGAAUAUCAGAUUUAGAAACAGUCCACAGACGACCAAACCAGAUCCAUGAGGCGGCACACAAAUCAGGACGUGUUUCAGGGUUUGAUUGUGUUCCUGUCACUGUUAUUGAUUUCGCUUUGAAUGAGUAACAGCACAAAUCUGACGUACCUGAAGUCUUACUUAAACCGUUGAAGCAUCCUCUCCAUGGUGGAGUCACAAGUUUUGAAAUUCAGGGGAGCCUGAUGUCAAAAAUUAGGAUGCUUCACUAAACGUUCCUCAUUCUAGCGGCUGCUGCCAGGAAUUAAAACGUCAGAGAAGUAUAAAUCAUGACUCACUGGAAAUGGAGCGCUGCAGCAGAUAAAGCCGUCAUGUGUAGUCUACUUCGACUUAGCAGAUGAUGUGUGUUGAUUCCUUGACUGUGGCUCAGGUCGUUAUCACAUAGUAGCUCAAAGGUUACAAACUUGUCCGAAAUUGCUGUCUGCAGAUGCAGCCUGAGCGGUAGUCUACAGAAUCGUUAAGAGAAUCAUUAAGAUAAAAUGUAAAUGAUGUCGAUGGAUUGAACCAUUUGGAACCGGUUCUCAACAAGAACCGGUUCUCGAUUCCCAUCCCUACUGAGCGGUGAACUUUUGGUCUGAUCUCUGACUUUUUUUUUUUCCGUAUCCGGUGACCAAUCAGCAACUUUGAACACCUUGAGAACAGUAGAUCCUAAUGAGAAUCACAGGUCUAGUCCUAGUGAAACAUAGCUGUUGCCAUACCUACUUUAAAGGGUGACAUGCCUGAUCAUUGAUUGCAUUGUUGAGGGUCGUCGUCAUCCUUUUCUUCCGCUUCAUCUGGGUCCGGGUCGUGGGGGCAGCAGCUUCAGGAGGGAAGCCCAGACGGCCCUCACCCCACCCACUUCCACCAGCUCCUCCGGGGAGAUUCCCAGGCGCUCCUAGGCUAGGCGAGAGAAUACCUCCACCUGGUCCUGGGCUGGCCACGACUUUUCCUCCCGGUGGGACAUGUCUGGAACACCUCUAACGGGAGGCGUCCAGAAGGCAUCCUAACCAGAUGCCCGAGCCACCUCAGCGGACUCCUCUCGACGUGGAGGAGCAGCGGUUCUACUCUGAGCACCUCCUGAGUGUUCAAGCUCCUUACCCUAUAUCUAAGGCUGAGCCUGGCCACCCUUUGAAGGAAACCAAUUUCGGCCGCUUGUAUCCGCGAUCUUGUUCUUUCGGUCAUUACCCAAAGUUCAUGACCAUAGGUGAGGGUCGGCACCUAGAUCGACCGGUAAAUCGAGAGUUUCGCCUUAUGGCUCAGCUCUUUCUUCACCACGACAGAUCGGUUGAGCAUCCGCAUCACUGCUGACGCCGCUCCGAUCCGCCUUUCGAUCUCCCAUUCCAUCCUACCCUCACUCGUGAACAAGAUCCAGAGAUACUUGAACUCCUCCACUUGAGGCAGGACCGACCUGCAGAAGGCAAUCUACCAUUUCCGGCUGAGGAUUGUUGAGGGUUUUUGCAGAUAUCAUCAUGGGUAUCAGUUUUUUUUUUGUGAAUAUUAGAUCAUAUUUAUAUAUAGAACAAUCUCAUGGUGCUAGAGAGACAGGGAUGGAGCGUUUGCAUUAGAGGUGCAACAGUGUCAGUGUGGUUAACUAAAGCUGAUGGAAAAAUUAGUCAUCACCAGCGAAUUUAGUAGUCUUUGAGUCACUGGUGAUUCAUAGCACAAGCUGUCAUGCUAUGUUCGGACAUAAGAUUUUCUCUGGAGUUGAAUCGCUGAGGAGUGAGACAUCGUGCAGCCUUACUACCUUUGAUGAGAAAAAAAACGACCAGGAAGCGUCAUAACAGCACGGCGGAGACCAGUGCAGCAUCGUUGUGUGAUGCAUUUGACUCAAUGCUGCAAAGAAGCUGCCUGCAUGAUCUGCAGACUCGUUUGGAGGUUUUAAAAUGCCAGAAAACUCGUCAUUCCUCUGCUGAUUUUUCUCCAUAACCUAAUUUCGAUGAGAAGACGCGCUUGUUUACUUUCCCCGUGAGAAAGCUCGAGCAGAACUGCUGAGUUCCUGAUUGUGAUAGAGUCACAGGGUGUGUUGCAAAGCCUGAUUGGUGGUUUGAACAUUGCUUAAAGCUGUGUUUGUGUUUGUGUUAAGAUCCAUCAACAGUAGAGAGCGAGUCAGACAGUGGAAAAACAGACUCAGUGGAAAGCAGCCAGGCUCUCAAUAGGGAGCUCAUCAUGCUCUUUGUAUCAUUAGGAGAAUAUUUGUUUAAGGAAAAAGUUUUAUACGAAGAGCGGGAAAGACAACACCUUUCCUCCGAGACUCUUUGGAUUCCUCUGCAUCGCCAAAAAAAAGCAGUUAUGAUGUGUUAGGGUGAGACUUCGGAGGGAUCCUGGGGAGGCUGACAAACCCGACAGCCCAUUAACACAUACGUCUAAUUGUUGAUAUACACACGGCUGAUUUAGCAGACACACGCACACACAGGGCAGCAAGAUGAGCCGGUGUUUUGUGGCUGCCUGUAGGGGUUUGCUGACGCUGACGGAAAAGGAGAGACAACAGAGCAGAGAGGGGGCAAAGGGCAUCUAGUGAAAUAAUGACUCGUGUUGUCUUCGUGUUGUUUUUCCCCUCUUGCCUUUCCUCCAACCAUUCUGCUUUUUUUUCCACUGGGCAUUGGCAAGAAUUGGAGGGUCAGCUGACGGAUCAUAUGGCGAUAUGUUCCACUGAGAGACUGUGGAUGUUUAUGAUUUCACAAGAGUGAAUGAAUGUAACUCAGCGGUGAGAAGAAAAGGGGUCAAUUACACAAUUUAUGACUUUCCAUCCAUCAGAUUUUACAACCCUAAUUCCAAGAAAGCAGGGUCGAUGUAAAUGAUGUUAAUUAACAACACUCUGUAAAUGUUUGCUCUCCCAGGAAAGAUCCCAGUAAAAGGAUCCUGAAGUUUUUAUUUCAUGAUGCACUUUAAAGAGGACAUGAAACACACCACAUUGGCGUCCUCACAUGGUAAAAAAAAUCUAUUAGGAGAGAGUCUAAAAUAUUUUUUUGUGUAAAAAAUCAGCAUUUGAGAGUCAGGAAUAGUCGAGAGGCAUUCUUAAAAAUAAAGAUAACUUGGAUCAAUGUUUCAUGUCCUCUUGAAUGUUUUCAGCUGUCUAACUUUGUGAUAAUACUCGCUAAAAUUCAUAAAAAGCUGCAGGAUUUGAGCUCUCCUCACAGGCUGCAGAUCUAACAAAUCACCCAGUAUUUCCAGGCUUUUAUGUAACGCAGAGAAACGCUGGUUAGACCAGAACUAAAGCUGCCUGCUGCUUUGAAGGCCACUUGAGCACCCUUGAUUAAUCAAAUCAGUUACAUUGGUGCGGUCAGAUUGUUAGUCUCCAUCUGUGGAGGCCUCGUUCCCUGCAUUCACGCUCUGUAACAGAAUGAAAGCUCUUCAAUGAAUCUGCUAGCUGCGUUAUUAUAUGUGUAUUUCAUAGUUAACUAGGUCAGAUACAUUUUUUUUUCAAGGGCAUUCGUCCUCUUGCGGUUUCCACGGUCACAGUCUGAGACAAUCAUGCAUGAGCUGCAGAGAACAGGACAUGGAGCCACUUUACAGGAACAAAGCAGAACGUGUUUUCCGACGUGUUGUGCAAGUCGAACUGUUCUCAGCCUAAGUGGGGCAUAAAGCUGACUAAAAAGAGCAUUAAUAAACCAGCAUGGAAGAAGCGAUUUAGGUCAGGGAAAACUCUGAUGUAGGUCUGGAAAGUCUGGUGGACUUUUCCAGCAGGACACACCCAGCAGCAGCAGCAGCUGUGGAUGAGAUCCUCAGUAUUUAAGCUAAAGAUGAAAAUUCAGAUUUGAACGCCAAGUAAGUAAAGGUAAUAGAUGUGUGAUUGUAGUUUCCAGCAGGUCAGAACAGGUUUGGCUCGGAUGGAUAAGAGGAACUCAUUUAACUGGAGUUACACAAACAAGUUUUAAAGCAAACGGAAAAUCUGAGUACUUUGUUUUUGACCUCCACUGACUCAGAAUUGUACAACUCCACAGAAAGAGGGAGAGAUUUACGGUUGUUUUCUGCAAUUGUCUGUAAGUGCAGCAGUUGGCGGUGGAGCUGGAAAAGGGGCGGAUGUGUCAUCGUGGUCCUUGGCCCUCUUUUCCUGCUCAGAUGUGGAAUUUUGUUUCGAACCCCGAGGAAACAGCCUGUCAGUGGAGUCUGGCUUCCGUAACUUGACGCCCCUUUGGCUGGAAGCGGGUUAUGCGGCAGAACAGGCAUUCACUGGAGUGUUUGGAAAUUGAGAAUUAAGGAUGUGUCACUGGAAUCCACCGAAAAGUACGAGCAGUUUUAGCCUCUGUGUCAGUGGGGAAAGUAACAGUGACACAGAGGCGGGGGGCUAGUGUUUCACAUGAGCUGUAUGACGUUUUUGAGCUGGAUUAAAUAGUGGCGUUUCUUUAAAGCCGCGUGUAACCCACUGUUCAAGUGUCCUGUCUGUGUUGAGUAAUGAAGAUUUGUUCCUGCGUGCACUGUCCAUGCGCACACCUGUCCGUCUGCGCGUGCUGCCUGCCUAUCUGUCCAGUGAGGGAAUGGAAAAAACGGGGAGAUGAAACAAAAACAUAGUGGUGGAAAAAAUGCAGGGCUGAGCGUGCAAACACACACACACACACUUUGACACACAGUCAGCGGCCGCAGCAGUGUGAGGUUGAGGUCUGGAGAUGAUUAGCACCUACACACACACGCACACACGGACUCACACGGUAAUGUUUAACAUCAACAAACAACACUUACAUGAGAGCAUCAGCCUCACUGUUGGGAGGCUCGCCGACAUUACGCCGCUUUAUUUUCCACACACACAUUUUCCAUGCAGCAGCUAUUAGUCGUUAACACACCUGCACUCUGCCGACAUGUACAGUAUGUUGACAUGUCACACUAAUAGUUUAUUACGGACGCGUUCCGAACAGGGCGACGGCCAGAUGUCACUGCAUGAACAUGGCCUUAAAACACCUGUCAGCUCACGGCCACAUGGCACUGCAGAGGCCCUUUGUUUUUACGCAUGUGUUUCCUUCCACUGUCCAAACAAAUAUAGUAGCAGGUGAACAGAUUUCAGUUGCACUCUUUAUCCUCGCUCACAGAUACUUUUCUCAGUCAGUUUGAAACCAAAGUUAUGACCUGACCUAAAUAUGGAUGUGUGAUAACAGUUGUGGAAAACAGCUGGUGGGUUUCAUCCAUGAGUGCAUUAGCCUGUGUGACCUCCCGUAGUGUUGGAGUCAGUUUCAAGGAAACACAAGACUUGCAGGGGAUUUUUGUUAUUUUUGUUGCUAUGUACUCUUUGAGAAUGGAAAAAGCACUUGAUGGAGACCUUUAAAAACCCACACUUCGGUCCACUUUGGUUCUCAACAGAGGGAACAAAGGAAGUUUGUGCUGUAACUGUUGAACACACAUUAGAACCAUACCUUUCCAGUAGGCCUGGGUGAUUUGGCCAAAAUGAUGAUCACGAUAUACUUUUUCAUAAUGUCCGAUCUCGAUUAUUAUUCCGAUUUUUUUUUAAACUGCCAGUUUUAAAGCAUCUGUAAUUUAAACUAAAAAAUACUUAGAUAAAUACCAAAUAAGAUGUUAAAUAGCUUUUCUUCUCAACAGUAACAUCUUUGGAGGAUGACUCAAAGUCAUGGGUGACAUCUAUAAAAGCUAUAAAAGCUCGACUCUGAUUGGCUGUUGUGAUGCACAUUUUCGCCAUGUUUGAUCAAGUAAAUAAGCUCACAGCUUAUCACUGUGAUCGAACUGAAAUUUAUCACGAUCAUUAAUCACGAUCAUAUAAUCGCCCAGUCCUACUUUCCAGUAGGGCCCAACCAAUUUAUCGGCGAGACGAUUAAAUCGGCCAAUAUUAGCCUGUUGGAGACUAAUUGGUAAUCGGCCAAAACUCGCCGAUUGUAGCAGAUAUUUUCAGAAAUAAAAUAAGAAUAAGCUUCGGUUUCACUUCAAAAAUGUUCCGCCAUUUGUAAAGUUCCCCAACUUAUCCUGUAGAUGGCGCAGCGAGUAGUUGAAAAUGCUUUUCUGGUCCGAGGUUGAUCAGUCGGUCUUCCUUUUGGCGUGAAGAGCAGUAGCCUACAGUAUAUCUAUAGUAUAUAUAUAUAUAUAUAUAUAUUAUAACUUCAUAAAAAUUGUACAAAAAUCGGCUCAUUAAUCGGUAAUCGGAUUUUUUCCAUAAUCGUAUCGGCAUCGCCCCCCAAAAAUCCAUAUUGGUCAGGCCCUAGUCAAAAGGUCUUGAGUCGUAAGAAUUCAGGUUUUUCUCAGGGGUGUUAAGACUCUUCUGUCUCUCGUUGGAUCGUUGAUGUUAUUCAAAGGACUUAUGCCUCGUUAAGUGUCCGCUUUAGAGUGCAGUCGCUGAGCUCUCUGUCGCUAUUGCGUAAUAAUUAUUGCUUAAUGUCCCGCUAAUAACAAGCAUAAAAGCUUUUUGUGGUCAUGGGAACAUUCUGUACGCUCAGCAAGUCGAAUAAUGUGCAGCUUCCCUUUUUUAAUUUUUUUUUUUUUUUUUGGGUUGAGACUAAAAUCUGGAUUAAACGCGGCACAGCAGCGAUGCGCUUCACCUCGACCCCUCCCUCCCCCCACAAACAACACACACACACACUCUCUUAAAAUCACACACACACAGGUGCAAAUGUCUGGUCUUGUUUUUUCCAACUGCCGCCUGCUUACACACUCGCACACUUCCCCUCCACUUCAGGCUCGCCGCUAUUUAUACCUCAUAAAAGCAUGUUAUCAAACUGCAUACUUUCCAUGAGUAGCACCUCUCUCCCACCUCUUGUUUUUAUCCCCUCAUCCCUCCAUCCAGCAUUCUUCCUACCCGUCAUGCCCCUCUUUCCCUUUCCACUCUUUCACUCGUUUUCUAUUCCUGUCUCGCGCUCUCUCUCUCUCUCUCUCUCUCUCAGCUCAGCUCUCUCUCUCUCUCUUUCUCUUUGUCUCGCGUCUUUGGCUUCAUUCAUAUUUACUAAGACUGACACGUGUUUUCCACCUCUCGCUCCAGGAGUCAGGUGAUCUGUCUUUGGUAUGUGUGUGAAAUCAAAGAGGUGAAAGGCCCAUUGUCACACUUUUUCCACUCGACAAAGGAUUUUUGUCUUGAGUUUAAAUGCAACAAAAAGCCGAUUAAUGCGUCAGUUUGCUCCGCGGUGAGGUCAUUAUUUUCCAGUCUCUCUCUCUCUUUCUAUCUCUCUCUAUCUCUCUUUCUCUGAGGAGACACAUUGCCCUUCUUUCUGUCUGAUUAGUCAGCAUUGGCCAGUAUCAGUCAACGGAGGAAAGGAGGGGAGAAAGGAAAGGAAAGGAAAGGAGAGGCCGUCCCUCCUUCUUCUCCAGCUGAUUGGCUUGCAGUGAAUGAACGAAUGAAUGAGACCAGGACGAGGGGAGGGGAGGGGGGUUGUAAUGCGUCACCAGCUGGCAGGGGCUCAUUUAAGCAGCAGGAGAGAGAGCGAGAGGGGAGACAGAGCGCGCUCAGAGGAGAUUGAAUGACAUUUUUCGUCCCUUUACAUAAAAAAAAAUCCAGAAAAUUCCUUCAGCUUCGAGGCGUCUGCAGAGACUGAGAGAAAAGAAAACAGACUGAGCGCAGAAGCAGAAAAAUCCUGCAAGUGUUCGCAGAGGAGAUCCAGACUAGAUAACCUUGGAAUGUGGGUUAGGAGGUGAUGUGUUGACUGAGGUGACUUGAACGCAGCGUGGUGGAUCUCAGCGUCCUGGACUACCUCAAUAAAAAGAUCCACGUGGAGGAGACAAAAGCUGACCUGUUAAGGAUCACCUAAAACAUCCUCCUCGUCUGUCACCCUGGGGAAAGCAACGCUCCUCCGAUCCCCCCGAUUUCCCCCUUCCUCUUCAUCGUCAUCAGCACCGUCUUCAUCCUCACCCUCAUUCAAGAGUGUCACAGCGUCUCGCAGCGCCUUCGCGUCAGGCAUCAGGUGGAAAAGAUUCAGGCUACCGGGAUCGCCAAUCAUGCACAUCAAAACCACCAAGUGUAACCGCUUCUGCCUGGUCGCCUCGGUGACCAACCAGGAAGUGUUCACGCGACCGGAGGCACAGGUAAGGGAGCGCUCCUGCAAAGUAGGAGUGAAAAAAGCUGAAAAAAAACUCAGCCUCGCCUCGCGGUCGGUUCUGUCUGCACACGUAUUUUAAAGCAGUCAUGAUUAGUUUCACUGAGACAUUCAAGAAAAAGGUGGAGGUACAAUUUGAGAUAACCUUGGUGAUGUCAGAGUGAUGUCAUUGGCGUUAUCAGAGAAAUUCAGAGUAGUGUCCCCAAAGCAAAACAUAAAAAUCCAACCCAAACAGCUUCGAUAGAUUGAUAGAUAACCGCUUUUGGAAACGCGUAUCUACAUGGAUCAGCUGAGUCACUUUGUGUUUGUGAUCUGACAAAGAUGUGGACUUGUGCUCGAUUGGAUUGUUAUGUUGUUGGUUUAAAGCACUUUUAAUGAAAUGUGUGUUUAUUUAGUUCACUAUUUAAUCACAUGCUGGUGGAGCUCAUACAUGUCCAUGUGUGCAAAUGCAUCAGUCUUUGGCUCUGCAGCUCAUGUCCUCUCAAGCUGUGCACUGACUGAGUCAUAUCUCUCAUACAGGACAUAGAUAGAUCCCUCUUAUGCCCCCCCCCCCAGUAAAGACCAGAUUGUUUGAUUUUACAGAAACAUUCAAGUUGGUUUUGUUCGUUUCAUAUGUUGUAGUUUUCUAUGAUAAUACCACCUGUAACAGGACGAUUGUAUUUUUAUCCACCGGCUUCACCCUGUGACUGUGAAUGAACACCAGCACAGCCUGUGAUUGCCUCUGUGCUGCAGUGCAGUGUAGUGGUUACAAAAUUCUCACUGCAGAAGGCAGGAAUGACCCGCAAAAUACUAUUUUUAUCCAGAUAUUGAACUCAGAGCGACUGCUGCUGAUAAUUUAUCAUUUUUUAUGAAUCAUUUUUAGUCUUGAGCCUUGGAUUCAUCUUUCUUGGCUGCAGCUGGGCGUCAUAACCAAGUUGUUUGGACCAAAUCCAAGCUGUAGAGAAAUAAAUAAUCUCCACAGAGACCAGAAACAAGUCUGGAGAGAGUGUACAAACCUGACAACAUCCAGCUGUCAUCUCAUUACAAACCUAGAGUUUAGUCAGUGAGAUGUUCAUACCAAGGUGCUGAAUUUAAGGCACUGAAAUGAUCAUUAUACCAACAAGAGGAAACAACUCCAAAUUCUCUCUAUCAUUUUCCUUAAUUAGCGGACUCCUCCUGUUUGUCUAAUCUGCUGAAAUAACACCAGAAUAUGAUGUUCUGAUCUGAUGUUUCUGAGGGAAAAAAUAAGUUCUUUUGUGCCAUUUUGUUCCUUUUGAACUACUUUGAUGGGACAUGACAGGUGGCAACAAAGACUCUUUGCGUCACAGCGGCUCUAUUGAAGAGAAAACAGCAGUUUACGGAGGCAGGGAGUCAACUCUGCGUCUGGGCUCUGCAGCACCUUCAGGGCCGUGUGGGAUCGCCAACAGCUCAACGUUUUGUUUUGUUUUGUUUUGCGAACACAGCCUCGGCUUGAAUAGACGGAGAGGUCUGGGUUUCUAAAAGGGCAACUUUACCGUCAGAGCGGAGAAAGUGCGAGUUUGAACAGCUGCUGCUGCUUCAGGAGUGGGUGUGAUUAAACAGCAUCCAUAAUUUCAGACGUGCUGCCAUUUAAGUGUGUCCAGAUAAAUUGAAUUCUGUUUGUGUGUUUGUCCUUUCCAAUAGGGUGGGCAAGGUCAGCUGUCUCCUUCAUUUUUCACUCUUAAUUAGCUUCUGUAAUAAUAAUUGGGCGUCUGAAAUUGAGGCCAUAGCUCUCCCUCUCUGACGCACACACCGACACACACUCGCACAGGCUGCAGGCUCCCUAGGGAGAGGAGGAAGGACAGAUAUAGUGUCUGGUAAUAGAGGCUAUUUUUAUAGGUUUUAUUCUGAGAGGCUUCAAGUCUCAUAAUAGUAUUUAUGGCUGCCUUUGACCUGCAGUUUUCAGUAUUUAUAGAUAAGAGGAGAAAGAAAGGGAACAAAGUGAACGGCGCUGAUAGGGAGGAUGCGCUCAUUUUCCCGAUUUCAACCAUCAUUUGAGUCUUUGUUCCCCCUCCUCCCUCUCUGUCUGUCCAGGCCAGUUUUGAAGCCCUGUUCCGCUCCUUCGACCCUGAGGUGCAGUUCCAGUACUUCAAGUCCUUCCGGCGGGUCAGGAUCAGUUUCAGCGACGCUCUGGCUGCAGCCGAGGCCAGACUCCGACUCCACAAGACGGACUUCAACGGCAAAGAGAUGAGACUCUACUUCGCCCAGGUGAGGCUGCGAGAUGCAUCCUAAACCACCUGCUGCUUUGAUGUAGAAAAAAAGCAGCCGGGUCCUGUCAGAUUCUUUAAUCUCUCCUUUGCUUUGGUUGAUCUUAAAAGGAAGUGUGACUCGACUGUGUCUUUGCCCCUGCAGUCUGUGCACAUAGGAAGUCCACGUCUGGAGCCCCCGAAGCCAGAGAAGCAGUUCCUGAUCUCUCCGCCCGCCUCCCCUCCAGUGGGCUGGGAACAGUCUCAGGAUGCCACACCAGUCAUCAACUAUGAUCUUCUAUGUGCCAUCUCCAAGCUAGGACCAGGUAUAAUAACACAACACAGCGCAGAGGACUUUCAUAACACAACAGCAGAAAUCUCCCUCGCAUGAUGUAAAUUAAGUCCCUGAUUGUGUGACUCACAGGGGACAAGUACGAGCUCCACACUGCCACGCCCACCACCCCGAGUGUGGUCGUCCACGUCUGCGAGGACGAGCAGGGUGACAGCUCCGCACCCGACGACAGCGACCAAGACGACAAACCCCGCUCCCCUCGGCCGAAGAUCAUCCAGACGCGACGCCCCGACUACAAUGCCCCGGUGGAGCAGUGAGCGGCGACCGACAGGGGGCGCAUACAUCGUGACGGCUGUAACGUUUCAUCCUGAAGUGAUUUGACGAGAGCUGAACACGCUCUCAGGGCUUUGAGGAAGGUUUGGGGACUUUGAGGAGGCACCUGAGGGUGUUGCAAAGUCCUACAGACGAGCAUUUCAUAUGGCGAAGAGAGAAAACAUAGAGUGCUGCAUUCAUGUUCCGUGGGAAAGAAAGGAACUAUGAACUUCUAAGUGGAAUAUACAGUUCAGUUUAGCCAUCAAAUGGUACAAACAGCUUGUGAAUUUGAUGUUUGGGGAUGGAGAUGAAAUCAAUUUUCUGUUUUGAUGUGUAAAAAAUUAUGCAUACUAAUGAUUUAAGGCUAGCUAAGUUGGAAGAAGUCUAGUCGGAGGAUACAUUGCUGUUUUUUUUGUGUUUUUUGAGAUCAUGUGAAACAAAAAGAAAAAAGUGUGUUUUAUGGGAUAAAGCUGCUCAGAUACAAAUAAAAGCGGUUCAAGACCAUUGAAGUGAUUUUGGUUUUGGUUGUUCCCACAUGACAUGAAUGCAGCAUCAUUCUGACAAGUCAUGUUCCCUCAUGGAGAGUUUUGGGACCAGAAAAAAGGAGCAGAAUUUUUGAAGUGAUAAAUUUUAAUUUGGCAGACUGUUUGAUUUUCGCUUGGAUGCUACAUACGUGUAAGAGUCUGCUGUAGAGUUUACACACCGCUGGCAUGUGCUCUUUCACCUCUUUACAUCACGUCGGCGCUGCAGCUCCCCAUUACUCUUCACUGCUGUUUGAUGUCAGCUGUUCUGUGGUGGAUGUUUAGUCAAGUCAGAGCCCUCUUUGCUCACAUUUUUAAAUCGAAAUGUGACUCAAAGGGAGGAGUUUGGACCUGAUGUGAUUUGUCUGUACUGAUGUCUAACAGUGUUAUUCUGGGGUUGUUUCAGUUUUAUACUCUGCCUCCUGUGGUUCGUCGAUGUCUUCUUGUUGUGUAGAAAAAUAACCGUUGCUGUUUGACAUUUAAUGGAGCCAAAUUACUACUCAAUCACUAUUUUUUUUUAAACUUUUUAAUGUACAACACACCUAUGGCUCUCUCUGAAAAUGAAGGCUUAAACUUAAACUGUGGUAUGUUGUCGGUUUAAAAAUGACAAAAAUAAAACAGGGCUAAAUGUUAUUGUGAAAGAGAAGUUUGACAGCUAAAGCACUGUUACUUAAGGCUGUGUGUGCUCACAGGCCUUUAGUCAUGUAUUAGAAGCACUUGUGUGUAUAGGACCUAAGUGUGUCAUGGCUAGUUCACGCUUGGAAGAUAAUGAACUUUUAAACCAACCCAGCAUCCCUGACCUGAGAGCAUACCAGUGGAUUAAAACGCCCUUUUAAAUAAAAUAAAAAUGGAAAAAAGCUGCUUUUUUUGACAACGCAGCAUCAUCCUGUAGAAUGUAAUAAUGCUGCUUGUAUUUAGGUGAAGACAAUAUGGUUUGUUGCAUUACUUCGAGCUUUUAUUAGUUGCUUUUGUUUUAUAGGUUGUUUAUUUAAAGGGUAAAGUGCAUGUUAACUAGUGGAAGCAGCACUGUGAAGCACACGACGCACUGCCAGGAAGCCCAUCUGUCCCAGGUUAGAGGACUGGGGGUUACAUAAGGCUGUCAGUUUAGCUACUUUUUUACUACUGCUGUUAAAUUCAUUUAUCUUUGGACAGAAAAUGAGUGAACAUCAUUUAAGUUACCAUUCAAUAAAGAUUUGACUGUCUCAAUUCAAAU